AUGCGUGAGUACCGGAGCAUAGUUGGCGUCUUGUUCUACGUUUGUCAUACCAGACCCGAUGUUGCUUUUUCAGUCAACAAGGUUGCCCAGUUCAUGCAGGCACCAUAUUAUGGAUUGGUGUUCUCGGCUGUGGAUGCUAGACUGAGUGUGAAAGCGUUUUCUGAUGCUGAUUGGGCUGGCGAUCGACGGUCUAUGUUUGGUUAUGGUGUCUUUGUUGGUGACUGUCUUGUUGCCUGGGCCUUAAAGAAGUAG
Messenger RNA from Hibiscus syriacus, 252 nucleotides. RefSeq lists its product as uncharacterized. The record is from RefSeq and is a predicted model, not a curated record. Bases 1 to 252 code for a protein of 83 amino acids. The transcript is spliced from 2 exons. Lineage: Eukaryota; Viridiplantae; Streptophyta; Magnoliopsida; Malvales; Malvaceae.